Messenger RNA from Spodoptera exigua (beet armyworm), 5808 nucleotides. NCBI's taxonomy places the organism in Eukaryota, Metazoa, Arthropoda, Insecta, Lepidoptera, Noctuidae. The record is from the annotation of a GenBank genome assembly.
GUAAUAUAAGAGGCGCAUCUUCGAGUUUGCACAUUUUAGUUUUAAAAGCCGGCCGUCGGAGAACGGGUCAUGUUAGCGAAUUUUAGCAAAAUAUAUAGUUAAUUAUAGCGCCGGGUAGGCUUUGCUUUGUGUUGCCGGGAUUGAGGUUGUGACGGGAAGCCUGCGUCUCAAGGUCAUAACCAGGCCUACAAGGCCGUAUCCCGUGCCAUGGGGCCGGGAACCCUCUUCUAUUUAUUGGCCGCGCUGGCUAUAAUACAUGCCAGCGAGGAUACGCCAAAGAAACUGCCAAAAGAUGAAUUAAAAGCAUUAGCAGAAGCGCGAGAGGCUCGCCAAUACGACCCGUACCAGGGACAAGCAGAUAACGAGGUGGUCGUGGACAUAGAGGACGAUGAAAAGAAACAGUAUUAUGAAACUAAUUACGACACAAGUGCAUACGGCUUCGGUUAUGACGUCGGUCCAAACGGGCAGUUCCAUCAUGAGAACCGCGGUCCGGAUGGCGUCACUUAUGGUUGCUAUGGUUACUUGGACCCAGACAACUUCCUCAGAGCUACUCACUACGUUGCUGACAGCCACGGAUACAGAGUAGUGGAACCCGAGAAACCAGUUGAAGUAUUCCCUGACGAGAAAUAUGAAUACGAUGAAACCACUGGACAGGCAUUAAACACUCAGCCCGGACAACUCAUCCCUUGGAAGAAACUCUACUUCCCCAAAGGAUGUGGUCGUACUCCCGGUGGAGUUCCAGCCAAGCCAUUGCCGAAGCCUACGCCCAAACCACCUCGUCCCAUAGACAGCAGUAGUGAGACCACAAACGUGAAACCUGUACAAUCUGGACAAGGACCCAAUGGACCUUAUGGCCCUGGAUCAGGAUCAUCGCAAGGUCAACCAGGCAAGCCAGGAACUCCAGGCAGGCCUGGUACUCCAGGUACCCCAGGAACCCCAGGCUCUCCCGGCUCUCCCGGCACACCAGGUGGACCAGGAGGUCCAGGUGGUCCCGGCGGCCCCGGCGGUCCUUCAGGCGGUUCUUACCCCGGCUCUAGUGGAACUCCAGGCACCGCUGGAUCUCCAGGCACCCCAGGAGGUCCAGGAGGACCCGGCGGCCCUGGAGGCCCUGGAGGCCCUAAUGGACCUAAUGGCCCUUCAAACGGCUACUACCCAGGACAACCCGGCAGCCCCGGAACUCCAGGAAGCCCAGGCUCACCAGGUACUCCAGGAGGUCCAGGCGGACCAGGCGGACCAGGUGGUCCAGGUGGACCUAAUGGCCCUAAUGGCCCUUCAAGCGGCGGAUACUACCCAGGACAACCCGGCAGCCCUGGUACUCCAGGAAGCCCCGGAUCACCAGGCACUCCGGGAGGUCCAGGUGGACCAGGUGGACCAGGUGGUCCAGGUGGACCUAAUGGCCCUAAUGGCCCUUCAAGCGGUGGAUACUACCCAGGACAACCCGGCAGCCCUGGUACUCCAGGCAGCCCCGGAUCACCAGGCACUCCAGGAGGUCCAGGUGGACCAGGCGGACCAGGUGGUCCAGGUGGACCUGGUGGACCUAAUGGCCCUAAUGGCCCUUCAAGCGGCGGAUACUAUCCAGGACAACCCGGCAGCCCUGGCAGCCCAGGAAGCCCAGGAUCACCAGGAACGCCAGGUGGACCUGGCGGUCCAGGUGGCUCCGGUGGUCCAGGAGGACCAAACGGACCUGGUGGUCCAGGUGUACAAGGUGGACCCAAUGGACCUAAUGGCCCUUCAAGCGGCGGCUUCUACCCAGGACAAUCUGGCACACCAGGAAGCCCAGGAUCACCAGGCACUCCCGGAGGUCCAGGUGGACCAGGUGGUCCUGGUGGUCCCGGAGGACCUGGCGGACCCAAUGGACCAAAUGGACCUAAUGGCCCUUCAAGCGGCGGUUACUACCCAGGACAACCCGGCAGCCCUGGCACUCCAGGAAGCCCAGGAUCACCAGGCACUCCAGGAGGCCCAGGUGGGCCCGGUGGACCAGGAGGUCCAGGAGGACCCGGUGGACCCAAUGGACCAAAUGGACCUAAUGGUCCUUCAAGCGGAGGCUACUACCCAGGACAACCCGGCAGCCCUGGUACACCAGGAAGUCCAGGAUCCCCAGGCACUCCAGGAGGCCCAGGUGGGCCAGGCGGUCCCGGUGGACCAGGUGGACCUAAUGGACCUUCAAGCGGCGGCUACUACCCAGGACAACCUGGCAGCCCUGGCACUCCAGGAAGCCCAGGAUCACCAGGAACACCAGGUGGUCCCGGAGGUCCAGGUGGUCCCGGUGGCCCUGGAGGACCCGGUGGUCCAACCGAUACAACAACCUAUCCAGGACAAACAGGACAAACCGGACUAGGAAGCCAACCUGGUAAACCAGAUCAACCAGGAUAUCCAGGACAGCCCGGACAACCAGGACAACCCGGACAACCAGGACAAGGAGGCCAACCUGGUAAACCAGGACAACCAGGAUACCCAGGACAACCCGGACAACCAGGACAAGGAGGCCAGCCUGGCAAACCAGGUCAACCAGGAUACCCAGGACAGCCCGGUCAACCAGGACAAGGAGGCCAACCUGGUAAACCAGGACAACCAGGAUAUCCAGGACAACCCGGACAACCAGGACAAGGAGGCCAGCCUGGUAAACCAGGUCAACCAGGAUACCCAGGACAACCAGGACAAGGAGGCCAACCUGGCAAACCAGGUCAACCAGGAUAUCCAGGACAACCAGGACAAGGAGGCCAACCUGGUAAACCAGGGCAACCUGGAUACCCAGGACAACCCGGACAACCAGGACAAGGAGGCCAACCUGGUAAACCAGGUCAACCAGGAUACCCAGGACAACCAGGAGAACCAGGCCAGCCAGGUUAUCCAGGACAGCCCGGGCAACCAGGACAAGGAGGACCAUCCGGUGAACCAGGACAACCAGGACAGCCAGGUUACCCAGGACAGCCAGGUCAACCAGGAUACCCAGGUCAACCCGGGCAGCCAGGAGGGCCAGGACAAGAAGGCCAACCAGGAUACCCUGGGCAACCUGGACAACCAGGCUACCCGGGGCAACCAGGGCAACCAGGCCAACCCGGAUACCCAGGUCAACCUGGGCAACCCGGCCAACCAGGAUACCCCGGACAACCAGGUGAACCCGGACAACCAGGAUACCCAGGACAGCCUGGCAAGCCUGGACAGCCAGGGUACCCAGGAUAUCCAGGACAGCAAGGCCAGCCAGGUGGACCUGGACAACAAGGACAACCUGGCACACCAGGUCAACCUGGUCAGCCAGGUUAUCCAGGACAGCCAGGACAACCAGGCCAACCAGGACAACCAGGAUACCCAGGAGGGCCAGGACAACCAGGCCAACCAGGACAACCAGGAUACCCAGGACAGCCAGGUCAACCUGGCAAACCAGGUCAAUCAGGAUACCCAGGACAACCAGGUGGCCCCGGACAAACUGGACAGCCAGGACAACCAGGUAAACCAGGACAGCCAGGUCAACCAGGACAGCCAGGAUACCCAGGUCAACCCGGGCAGCCAGGAGGGCCAGGACAAGAAGGCCAACCAGGUUACCCUGGACAGCCUGGACAACCAGGCUACCCAGGGCAACCGGGUCAACCAGGACAGCCGGGAUACCCAGGGCAGCCAGGUGAACCUGGAAAACCAGGACAGCCUGGCCAGCCCGGAUACCCAGGACAACCAGGUCAACCAGGAUACCCUGGACAGCAAGGACAACCAGGUUACCCAGGACAGCCAGGGCAACCUGGUGGACCGGGACAAGCAGGUCAGCCAGGAAAACCAGGACAGCCGGGACAACCAGGUUACCCAGGACAACCAGGACAACCAGGCCAGCCGGGAUACCCAGGACAGCCAGGACAGCCAGGACAGCCGGGAGGCCCUGGACAACCAGGUCAGCCAGGAAAACCAGGACAACCAGGAAUCCCAGGUGGACCCGGACAACCUGGACAACCUGGUUAUCCGGGACAACCAGGCCAGCCGGGAUACCCAGGACAGCCAGGUGAACCUGGUAGCCCCGGAAAACCAGGACAGCCUGGACAGCCAGGAAGCCCUGGACAACCAGGUCAGCCAGGAAAACCGGGCCAACCAGGCCAACCAGGAUACCCAGGACAACCUGGACAAACCGGAGGCCCUGGACAACCAGGUCAACCUGGAUACCCAGGGCAACCAGGACAACCGGGAUACCCAGGACAGCCAGGUGAACCUGGACAACCAGGACAGCCUGGACAGCCCGGAUAUCCAGGACAACCAGGACAACCUGGAAAACCAGGACAACCAGGACAACCUGGAAAACCAGGACAACCAGGACAAGUAGGACAGCCAAACCAACCAGGAUACCCUGGACAGCAAGGACAACCAGGUGGUCCUGGACAACCCGGACAACCUGGUUAUCCGGGACAACCAGGUCAGCCGGGAUACCCAGGACAGCCAGGACAACCUGGUGGCCCCGGACAGCCAGGCCAGCCAGGAAUGCCAGGUCAACCAGGGCAACCUGGUAGCCCUGCGCAACCAGGACAACCAGGAUACCCAGGACAACCGGGACAACCAGGAUACCCAGGACAACCUGGACAACCAGGAUACCCAGGACAACCUGGACAACCAGGACUGCCAGGAAAACCAGGCCAGCCAGGGCAACCAGGACAACCUGGACAACCUGGUGGCCCUGGACAACCAGGUCAACCGGGAUACCCAGGGCAGCAAGGACAACCGGGAUACCCAGGACAGCCAGGUGAACCUGGGCAACCAGGACAGCCUGGCCAACCCGGAUACCCAGGACAACCGGGCCAACCAGGUUACCCAGGACAGCCAGGUCAGCCGGGAUACCCAGGACAGCCUGGGCAACCUGGUGGCCCUGGACAACAAGGUCAGCCAGGAAAACCAGGUCAACCAGGACAGCCUGGAGGCCCUGCUCAGCCAGGACAACCAGGGUACCCAGGGCAACCAGGACAACCAGGAUACCCAGGGCAACCAGGACAACCAGGUUAUCCAGGACAACCUGGACAGCCAGGAGGCCCAGGACAGCCAGGCCAGCCAGGAAAACCAGGGCAACCAGGACAACCAGGAUACCCAGGGCAACCAGGACAACCAGGAUACCCAGGGCAACCAGGACAACCAGGUUACCCAGGACAACCUGGACAGCCAGGAGGCCCAGGACAGCCAGGUCAGCCAGGAAAACCAGGGCAACCAGGGCAACCAGGGCAACCAGGACAACCAGGAUACCCAGGGCAGCCAGGUAAAAAUAAUAUGAAUUUUUCCUUAUUUCAAAUGUACUUAAGGGGUGUUUACAAACAUGCGUUCAAUACGUAUUAUAAUAUGUACAUUGUACAAUAUACACUCUCAAGUAGACUUCAAUAUAACACAAACAAUUGUGUAGUAGCAGAAUCGAAUCUGCGAUACGUUUGGGAUAUGUCAUCUAUACUAAUAUUAUAAAGAGGUAAAAUAUGUAAGUUUGUAUGUUUGUAAGUUUAUAAGUUUGUUUGUAGGGGGUAAUCUUCAGAACCACUGCUUGGAUUUCCAAAAUUCUUUCACUAAUAGAAAGCUACAAUAUUCCUGAGUGCUAUAGACUAUAAAACAUCACGCUACGAUUAAAUGGAGCCAAGGAGUAGCUAAUAGGUUAUAUUUUAUAGUAUAGGGAUAUUUAAAAGCGUCUUAAAAUCCGCCCUAGAUAUUUUCAUUAUUCUCGACCUUAGUUAUAAAGUCAUCAUCAUAUUUACACACUAUGAUGACAUACACUUAUCGAAUUUCUUAUGGAAUACAGUUAACCUUACAAUAGCAUCGUAGCCGGCGAGAAUAAACAAAUAGGAAGAGCCUAAUAGAACG